Molecule: messenger RNA, 4248 nt
Organism: Ctenocephalides felis (cat flea)
Lineage: Eukaryota; Metazoa; Arthropoda; Insecta; Siphonaptera; Pulicidae
Product: patj homolog
Exons: 24
Coding region: 1-4113 (1370 amino acids)
Molecular function (GO): protein binding
Source: RefSeq, a predicted model, not a curated record
AUGACGGGAGGAAAAUAUAUGGAAAAAUCACAUUUGAACACAGAAUGGGCGCAAGUGGAAGAGAUCCGAUUGGUGAACGACGGAACUGGUUUGGCGUUUGGCAUCAUCGGAGGCCGCAGCACGGGCGUGGUCGUCAAGACCAUCUUACCCGGAGGAGUUGCCAGCAGAUUGAACACAGAAUGGGCGCAAGUGGAAGAGAUCCGAUUGGUGAACGACGGAACUGGUUUGGCGUUUGGCAUCAUAGGAGGCCGCAGCACGGGCGUGGUCGUCAAGACCAUCUUACCCGGAGGAGUUGCCAGCAGAGACGGACGCCUUCAGAGCGGCGACCACAUCUUGCAAAUAGGCGACGUUCAACUGAGAGGAAUGGGCAGCGAGCAAGCGGCCGCCGUCCUCAGACAGUGCGGGGUUCACGUCAGGCUACUUGUCGCUCGUCCCGUUGAGCCGUCAUCGCAGGACUAUCGGACGUUGGGUAGCCAUGGUCCCAUAGUGCCGACACGAUUACUUGGAGACACAGAACAAUUAGGAAAGCAUCUUCUUGAAAUGGGCUACACAGGAGAAUUGUCCAUGUCUCUGCCGGAUCAAUAUGUCGUCAGGACUAAUGGGAGCACGGUUUUGUCAUCCCCAACAAUAAUUGAUGUCGUCCGCGAUCCGAUUCCUGCGGGUGCUUCUCGCCGAACUAGAGACACUAUAGUAUCUCACGUGCCAGGGGCUUUGCCAGCACAUUUACGACCAAAAGAUACAUCUUCAAAUACAAACACUCCAAACGACCCAAAUUCUUUACCGCUGGACGGUGAUUCUUCUGUAGAUAUUGUCGAAGGAGUCACUGUAGUCUUGGAAAAGACUGCAGAUUUUGGACUUGGUAUUACUGUAGCUGGUUAUGUUUGUGAGAAAGAGGAGUUAUCCGGUAUUUUUGUGAAAAGCAUAAGUGAAGGAAGUUCUGCGUUCAUGUCUAAACAAAUCCAACUCAACGAUCGUAUUAUAGAGGUUGAUGGGGUUUCCUUACGUUCUCGUAGUAAUCCAGAGGCUGUGAAGAUUCUACGUGACACCGGCAACCGCGUUCGGCUGCGGCUUGAGCGUUACCUUCGCGGUCCUAAGCUGGAACACCUCAGAAGGGCGCUUAAAACACAAAGGGCUCUCAAAUCACCUCCAAGUCCACCAUCGCCUAGCGUUACUUCGUUGCCCAAAUUUAGCGUCAGCAUAGACGGUUACAGUUUUUUCGAUACCGAAGUCAGCGUAACAGAAUCUGAGGUGCACACCGAGCAAGGUGAUCAACCGGCUGCUGAUGAAACAGUCGAGAUCACGCCUACAAAUGAAGAUGUCGAAAUUGUAAUAACAGGUGCCGCCGAUACUAAAAAUAUUAAGAGAGAAGAUAGCGGUAACCAGGAUAAUCUAUCGAUUACUAGCACCAGUACUACACCUGGUUUGUUGUUGACUGCUGCGAACAAAGCACUGAAGUCAAGAUGGCAACGGGAAAUGGGCAAGGAUGUUCGCAUAGUGGUAGCUGAAGUCUGCAAAGAACCAGGAGGUGGCCUGGGUAUAAGUUUGGAAGGCACAGUAGACGUCGAGGGCGGAGUAGAACUAAGGCCACAUCAUUAUAUUCGUUCAAUUAGGCCUGGUGGUCCAAUAGCUCGUGCAGGAGUGUUUCGUGCUGGUGACGAACUUCUCGAAGUUAACGGAGUGCGUUUGCUUGGCCUCCAUCACUUAGAAGUAGUCGCACUCUUAAAAGCCUUGCCAUCUGAUGUCGUCUUGGUCUGCUGUCGGAUAAGAGCCGGAAAAAAUGAUGGUGGAGUUGAUGGCACCACGUACGAAGUUGGCAGAGGAAUAAUUGACACUUCACAGCACGAAAAAGCUUUUGCAUCACGAAAUAUACUUGGAGGAAGUUUGCAGAAUCUUUUACAAAUUCCUGAGAGGCUAGUAAAAGCUAAAUCUGAAAGUUCUCUUUCAUCCUUUGCACAUUCAAAUAUUUCAAUGACAUUAAAACCGAGUAUUGAAAAAUCGUUAUUAUGCCUUUUUAUCUAUAACAGACAAAUAGAAGACGGUUACAGUUUUUUCGAUACCGAAGUCAGCGUAACAGAAUCUGAGGUGCACACCGAGCAAGGUGAUCAACCGGCUGCUGAUGAAACAGUCGAGAUCACGCCUACAAAUGAAGAUGUCGAAAUUGUAAUAACAGGUGCCGCCGAUACUAAAAAUAUUAAGAGAGAAGAUAGCGGUAACCAGGAUAAUCUAUCGAUUACUAGCACCAGUACUACACCUGGUUUGUUGUUGACUGCUGCGAACAAAGCACUGAAGUCAAGAUGGCAACGGGAAAUGGGCAAGGAUGUUCGCAUAGUGGUAGCUGAAGUCUGCAAAGAACCAGGAGGUGGCCUGGGUAUAAGUUUGGAAGGCACAGUAGACGUCGAGGGCGGAGUAGAACUAAGGCCACAUCAUUAUAUUCGUUCAAUUAGGCCUGGUGGUCCAAUAGCUCGUGCAGGAGUGUUUCGUGCUGGUGACGAACUUCUCGAAGUUAACGGAGUGCGUUUGCUUGGCCUCCAUCACUUAGAAGUAGUCGCACUCUUAAAAGCCUUGCCAUCUGAUGUCGUCUUGGUCUGCUGUCGGAUAAGAGCCGGAAAAAAUGAUGGUGGAGUUGAUGGCACCACGUACGAAGUUGGCAGAGGAAUAAUUGACACUUCACAGCACGAAAAAGCUUUUGCAUCACGAAAUAUACUUGGAGGAAGUUUGCAGAAUCUUUUACAAAUUCCCGAGAGGCUAGUUAAAGCUAAAUCCGAAAGUUCUCUUUCAUCCUUUGCACAUUCAAAUAUUUCAAUGACGCCAAGCAAUACUGCUGAAAUUAGCCCGUGUCCUCCAAGCCGAAGUAGGUCUUUGGAAGGGACAGGAUGCUUAGGCGGAGUCGCCAUGUGGAAAGACUCAGCAGAAAAACUAGAACUCAUUAAAGGCGACCAUGGUCUUGGUUUUUCUAUAUUGGAUUACCAGGAUCCGAUGGAUUCUACCAAGACUGUGAUUGUGGUUCGUUCUUUAAUAACCGGCGGAGUAGCUGCAAAAGAUGGUCGUUUACGUCCAGGAGAUCGUCUCAUGGCCGUCAACGGAAUAUCAGUAGCUCGGCAGCCCCUGCACAAAGCCGUGCAUCUGCUUAAACAGGCGCCGAAAGGACCUGUAGAAUUGGAAAUAGCCAGGCCGGUCACGAAAACAGUUCAAGAGGAUUCAGCACAAUCCAACAGUUCUGAACGCGGUGCCAGUAGUUCAGAUGAUGAUAGAACUGGACCUGAUGAUUUUUAUGAAUGUUUGGACAGUUAUGGAGAAGGCUUGCAAGUUGUGCAAAUUUGUUUGGACGAUGCGGGUAGUGAUGAAUGCUGUUGGGAGAGAGUGUCCAAACUUUCUGUUUCCCAUGCUGCAAAACCAGAUGGAGACACAACUCAACCUACAACUGAUACUACACAGCCAGUUGCAAAUGGAGAUUUGAAUAAAACACAAGAAAUACAGACGCCUGACGAAUUACCAAAUGAGUUAACCAAAGAUGCCGAAGUUUCAUCUAAAACUAUUACGGCUAAUGAAUUUCCCAAAACAAUCUCAAGAUCACAUUCUAAAGAAAUUUCAACUUCUGAUGAAAUGGUAUUCGCGGUUACUCCAACAGGAUUGGAACGUAUCAGUUUUGAGAAAUAUUGGCAAGAUUGCGAGAUACAAGUGGAAGAUAAGCCUGUUUUGUCGCGAAUACAUAGUGACGAAUCUUGGAAAGAUUGCAGAAGUACUAUAUGUUCACCGCUUGAAAAAUCUCCAUUAACUGAAAGAAAGCCUUUGUCUUCCAACGGUCAACUGAAUUUAAGUAGUCAGGAUUUAAGAUUUAUUGAUGAUGAUCGUUCAAUCGAAAUAACAUCACCUAAAUGUGUUGACGAAAAUGUUCCAAAAUUUGUAGAAAACAAUAAUAUUAUCGAUGAACGAAAAUCCAAAACGCAAGAAGCAGAAGAAAUAGUAGAUGAUAUACUUAAAAAUCCUUCAAUUGUCAAGUUACUCAAAGACAGGUCUUCCACAAACGAAAUAAAAAGUGAUAUUGAAUCAGUUCUUAGUUCUUCCGAUGAUAAACAUAAAGAACCAAAUAAAAUCGUUAAUAAAGGGUGUUAGUAGAAUUCUAGAAAAUGAUAUAAAGAAGUUGAGUUUAAAAAAGCAGUUGUCUCUAGCAACAGAUGAUGAAUGUAAAAAGAAAUCAAAUCUCGAUCGUCAAAGCAUCAGCCAAGACCUUACAAUAAAUUUGUCCAG